This is a messenger RNA of Lacerta agilis (Sand lizard), 3451 nucleotides long. It is a transcript of the gene UNC13D, whose product is annotated as unc-13 homolog D. The record is from RefSeq and is a predicted model, not a curated record. Lineage: Eukaryota; Metazoa; Chordata; Lepidosauria; Squamata; Lacertidae. The transcript has 32 exons. Bases 162 to 3398 code for a protein of 1078 amino acids.
CUCUUAAGCAUGUGAGAGCUGAUGGGAACACUGUGCUGGCAGGGACAGGCUUCUGAGUUCAGGGUUCAGCCUCUGAAGAGUAUAUACACUCUGCUGGUGGCAUCUUCCUCCACUUGCUCAGGCUUUCCCUAUUGCUCAGGCCUUCCCUAGACCAGCCAAGUAUGGAGGCUGACAGAGAGACCCCAGUGGGGAAAACCCCUGGGAAAGACAACAAAAAAAUGGACCUGUCCCAUAAAUUCUCUAAGAGAGAGCGCACCCUGCUAUAUGAAGAGGUCCUCUACACCAUUCUCCAUCGCUUGGGCAAACCAGAACUUACCCAUGUUGCUGAUCCAGAUGAGCUGUACGCAUAUGUGCAGAAGGCCUUCAGUAUGGAUCCAGAAGAGCAUGAUAUUCUACUACAGAGGGUCAAAGAGCUAGAGAAACCAAUUUUUUGUCUUAAAGCAACUGUGAAGCAAGCCAGGGGCAUUCUGGGUAAAGAUGUCAGUGGAUUCAGCGACCCAUACUGCCUCCUAGGGAUAGAAGAGAAAACUCGGGACUCUUCCAUCAGUGGUGGCUCCCGCCAAGAGAACAAAAAGCGAUCAAAGGCUGUGGUGAAGAAUCUGCUCCCUGAAGACCAGACUCACCGCACCCAAAUCAUCAGUCAGACUCUAAAUCCUGUGUGGAAUGAAACCUUCAUCCUGGAGUUUAAAGAUAUAGAGAACGCCUGGUUACAUCUAGACAUGUGGGACUCGGAUGAUGAUGUCGAAACUGUGCGCCAAAAACUGGGAGAGUUAACAGACCUCCAUGGCCUGAAGAGGAUUUUUAAGGAAGCUCGCAAGGACAAAGGGCAGGAUGACUUUUUGGGGAAUGUGGUACUUCGGCUGCAGGACCUGCAUGGCAGAGAUGACCGCUGGUGCAGGCUGGAACCUCGCACAGAAACCUACCCCAACCGAGGACAUUGCCACCUGCAGUUCCUUUUUAUGCAUAAGAGGAGAGCCACCUCAGCCAGCAAGACACAACAGAGCUACACAGUCCACCGGCACCUCUUUCAGCAGAUGGUUUCUUACGAGCUUCUUCAGCAUCAGGCGGGCAGCACUUCCUGGAAUGGAGAGUUGAGCAAACAUGCCAGUACAAUCUUGUAUCUGCAUGCUACACAAAAAGAUAUUUCAGACUUCCACCAGGUUAUGGCGCACUGGCUUGCUUACAGCAAGCUCUACCAGAACUUGGAGUUUGACAGUAGCUGCCUGCUCCACCAGAUCACCAGCAUAGAGUACCAGUGGGUGGAAGGUCGAUUAAGAGAGGAGCAGAAUGUAGAACUGGCCGACUCUUUUCAGUCCUUGCUGGCUUAUGGGAUUUCUCUCAUCCGGAAGUACCAGAUUGUCUUUCCGCUUUCUGCUCCUAAUUCUACAAAGAAGCUACAAUCACUGCUCAGACUCUUGGUGCAGAUGUGUAAAAUGAAAGCCUUCAGAGAACUUUGUACAGAGACCCCCGACCUUCAGGAAAUGGUGACAGAGGCACUCAAGACUGGAACAGCAGAGUGGUUUCAGAUGAAGAAGCAACACCUGAAGCCGAUGGUAAAGACUAUGGAGGAGUGUGGGAAGGCCCUGGUCACUCUUCUUCUGGAGGUGAAUGCAGAUCUCCAGCGGAGCCACAAAACCUAUAACAAAUAUUUCACCAACACUGUCAGAGUGGACCUCUUCUCAGUUGCAUAUCUUGAAAUGCAGGAGCAGGUUUCCCAUUAUGUCAAGGAGCAGCUGAGAAAGAUUGACAGUGGCAUGUCCCAGCUCACAGCGGAGAGUCUUUUUCAGCUCUAUCUCAGCCUGCAGGAGCUAUAUCACAUGAAGGACCUUUUGUGCAACAGGGAAGGUCCUCUUGAACUGACAAACUACCACCAGUGGUUCAAGGAAGCCAUCCCCAAGUGGCUCCAGAAGGCAUACACCAUAGCCUUAGAAAGGACUCAGAGAGCUGUCCAGGUAGACCAGCUGACGCCGCUAGGAGAGCUGAACAAGCACAGCACAUCCACGGUGGACUUAUCGACUUGCUAUGCUCAGAUGGUGAAGACCUGGCAGCAACUGGACUGGCCGGAUCCUGAAGAGGCCUUCAUGAUCAUGGUGAAAUUUGUUGAGGACAUAUGUAAAAUUGCUCUGAUGUACUGCCGGCUGAUCAAGACAAGGGCAGAGGAAUUGUCAUCAAAUAAACACAAAGAGGGAGAAGCAGCAAACAGGCUCUGCGUUGUGGUGAACAACAUCGAGCAGCUCCGCAUGAUGAUCCUGAAGCUGCCGUCCCAGCUGGACUGGGAGUGCCUGGAGCAGAAGACGGGAGCGGUCAUUGCGCCAGAGCAGAUCCAGCACACCUUGCACCACCAGCUACAGGCUACCGUCACCUGCCUCAACAACGAGAUCCGUGGCGUGGUGCAGACCCUGGCAAGCAAACUGCAGGCUGGAAUUGCCAGACACAUCCAAGAGCUGUACACCUGCAGUGCUUCCAGGGACCCAGAAGAUUGCAUCACCCCUUUAAUGAUAUUUUUGGAAUGUGAGCUCCAGUAUCUAAGUGGGAACCUGGUCCAAGAGAACUUCAACAGCCUCUUGGAGCUGCUGUGGAAUCACACUCUGGACAUGCUGAAAGGGGCUGCAAAACAGCAACUUGGCAACUUGGCGUACUUCAAGAAAUUGCAGUUUGCCCUCAAGAACUUGGAGCGGUGUUUUCAUGGAGAUGGCUGUGGUCUGCCAGAGGACACCCUCCACAAUGCGACAUUUACAGCUCUGGAAGAACAACUGGACCUCUGCUCUUCCACCAGCAGAAAACUUAUCCAGAAGUACUUCAGCGCCCGAAUCCAGCAGCAGACAGAGGCUAGCCCUGAAAAAUACGGGGCUGUGACCAUCAAGGCCCUUUACCGCCACUCGGAACAAAAGCUGCGUGUCGAGGUGCUCAACGCUGUCAACCUCCUUCCCCUGGACUCCAAUGGCUUAAGCGACCCCUUCAUCCAACUGACCCUGGAGCCACGGCACGAGUUCCCCGAGGUUAUGACACGGACAACCCAGUGCAUAAAGAACAAUCUCCACCCUCUCUUUGAUGAAGUAUUUGAAUUUUUGGUCCCUCCAGAAAAAUGCCAACAGGAUGGGACAUGCCUGUUGCUCACCGUGUUUGACUACGACACCUUAGGAGCCAAUGAUCUGGAGGGAGAAGCCUUCUUCCCCCUCUGCAAGGUGUUGGGGCUGAGUGAGGACGAGGAAGCCAUCAACCCUUCCAGAGUGCCGCAGACUCGAUUGUCCUUGACUCAUCCUGGAACUGCUGGCGCUGAAAUCUUGAAGCUGCUGGAGACCCGCAAAGGAGACAAGGAAGCCCAGGCAUUUGUGAAGCUCCGCAGACAACGAGCAAAGCAAUCCAAGGAGUCUGAGCGACAGCAUGAGCAGCAAUAGAGGCUGUAACAGAAGGGACUGAGCUGAAAAGGUGCAGCAGGCAGGGCCUGUGC